This is a messenger RNA of Gastrolobium bilobum, 617 nucleotides long. RefSeq names its product 22.7 kDa class IV heat shock protein-like. NCBI's taxonomy places the organism in Eukaryota, Viridiplantae, Streptophyta, Magnoliopsida, Fabales, Fabaceae. Gene Ontology annotation, biological process: response to hydrogen peroxide; response to heat; protein complex oligomerization. The transcript has a single exon. The record is from RefSeq and is a predicted model, not a curated record. The coding region runs from base 1 to 552 and encodes 183 amino acids.
AUGAUGCAACAACCAAUAAGCUUGGUAUUAGUGCCACUAAUCUUGUUUGUUCUUGUUGGUUUUUGCAACCUCAGGGCUGGUCACUCGUCUGAUCGUUUACCUGAUCCACUUUGCGUGGUAGAGCAAAUUCCAUUUAAGGUUAACAAAGAUGAGCCAUCCAUGGCUCUAUCACAUGCAAGAGUAGACUGGAAAGAGACACCAGAGGGGCAUGUUAUAAAGCUGGAUGUGCCAGGGUUGAAGAAAGAUGAGAUUAAGCUAGAAGUGGAGGGGAACAGGAUGCUGAGGGUGAGUGGAGAAAGGAAGAAAGAUGAGGAGAAGAAAGGAGAUCACUGGCACAGAGUGGAGAGAUCCUAUGGCAAAUUCUGGAGGCAGUUGAGGGUGCCAGACGAUGUAGAUUUGGAUUCUGUCAAGGCUAAGCUGGAGAAUGGAGUGCUGACUUUGACGAUGAACAAGUUGUCAUCUGAUAAUAUCAAAGGUCCAAGGGUGGUGAGCAUUGCAGGGAACAAUGAGCCAGCCAAGCUCAAGGGUAAUAAGGCCAAGCAGGAGCUUUGAAUUAUUGAUGAAUGAUCAUCUCUUAUUCCUUGUGACUAAAUGAUCAGAAAUAAAUUGUUUUAAGU